GAUAAACCCGAUACAGGCAAUACAGCCUGAUACGUGUCCAGAUACACCCCCCUUCUCCCCUUCUUCUUCGUCAAACACACGCCAUUCUCUCAACUCCACCUCAUCUUAUAAUUCAUCCUCUGCCAGCAAUAUUCAUCUCAAUCUCAAUUCAUCUCCGAAAGGUACGAAAACUUCCUUUUCAAAUCAUCAAUAUAACGCUUCACUUAGGGUUUCUUAUUACAAUUCAUGGAAGCCAAAUUCACCGCUCCCUUAUUCGCUAUUGAUUUUGAUUGCUGUUACUGUUCUUGUUGUUGUUACUGUUGAGGUUAGGGUUACGUAAAUAGAGUUACAGACCUUGUUUGUAUAGAUUUAAAGAAAUCCAUGGAUUUUACCCGUGCAACGCAGCCGAACUUAUCGUUAGGGUUUGUAUCUCACUCGUCUCACACCAGUCAAGUAGGAAACGAUACUGUGUCGUUUCGUAUCGAUUCCAGUUAUCGAAGUUCUUCGCCUCAGGUUGUGUCCGGUGUGCCUCUUCAAUUGAUGGAACAGCAGACGGAAACCGAGGGGAAACAUGUGGAUUUGAAUGAGGAGAGUAAAGUUGAGGGGGAAGAAGACGAGGAGUUUCGGAUUUUAGGGCAUUCUUUGUGUUUGAAAAGGAGGAGGGAUAAUAAUGGCAGCUGCGCUACUGCUGAUUCGGCUUCGUCGAGUAAUUUGGCUAAACGAUGUCAUGUUGAGCAAAACAGGCAGGUUCAGAGUCUUGAAUCUCGUAGGCAGGCUGUUAGGGCUUGGGGGAAUCAGUCGCUGCAGGCUGCUGAUCCUGAUAUAUUUGAGAUAAUGGAGAAAGAGAAGCUAAGACAGUACAAUGGGAUUGAACUGAUUGCGUCUGAAAAUUUUGUUUGUAAAGCGGUUAUGGAAGCUUUGGGCAGUCACGUGACAAAUAAGUAUUCUGAAGGCAUGCCUGGUGCUAGGUACUAUGCUGGGAAUCAAUACAUAGACGAAAUCGAAAUUCUUUGUUGCCAACGAGCGUUAGCUGCUUUUGGUCUUGAUUCCGAGAGUUGGGGAGUGAAUGUUCAACCGUAUUCUUGUACGUCUGCGAAUUUUGCGGUUUAUACUGGUUUGCUAUUGCCUGGUGAUCGGAUUAUGGGGUUGGAUACCCCGUCUGGAGGGAAUACUAGUCAUGGGUAUUACACGCCGAAUGGAAUGAAAGUUUCAGGGGCUUCAAUCUUUUUUGAAAGUCUUUCUUACAAGGUUAAUCCAAAGACGGGCAUUAUAGAUUUUGAGAAGCUUGAAGAAAGAGCUGUUGAUUUUCGCCCGAAGAUACUUAUAUGUGGUGGGAGUUCGUACCCUAGGGAAUGGGAUUAUUCUAAAUUUAGACAGAUUGCUGAUAAGUGUGGUGCAGUCUUGAUGUGUGACAUGGCUCAAAUUAGUGGUCUUAUUGCUGCCAAGGAAUGUGCAAGCCCCUUUGAGUUUUGUGAUAUCGUAACCUCAACUACUCAUAAAAGCCUGCGUGGUCCUCGGGGAGGUAUAAUCUUCUACCGAAAGGGCCCUAAGCCUAGGAAAAGUGGAACACUUUUGAAUCAAGGUGAUAGUUGUGACAAAUAUGACUUCGAGGAAAAAAUAAACUUUGCUGUGUGUCCUGCACUUCAAGGUGGGCCACACAAUAACCAUAUCGCUGCCCUUGCGGUUGCACUGAAACAGCUGGCUACUUCAGAAUACAAGGAAUAUAUGCAGCAGGUGAAGAAGAAUGCUCAGGCAUUGGCGUCUGCGUUGUUGAGAAGAAACUGCAGGCUGGUCACCGGAGGGACUGACAAUCAUUUAUUACUCUGGGAUCUUAGAAAUCUUGGAGUGACUGGUAAAAACUUGGAGAAAGUAUGCGAGAUGUGUCAUAUCACUGUUAACAAAACGGCCAUAUUUGACGAUAAUGGAACUCUCAUCCCCGGAGGAGUGAGGAUUGGUACUCCUGCAAUGACCUCACGGGGUUGUCUGGAAUCUGAUUUCGAGACAAUGGCAGACUUUCUCUGUCGGGCAGCUCAAAUCACAAGUUCAGUGCAGAGGGAACAUGGAAAAAUGCUGAAAUCCUUCUUGAAAGGUCUUGAAAACAACAAAGAUAUUAUCGAUCUCAAGGCUCAAGUUGAAAACUUCGCAACUCAGUUUGCAAUGCCUGGUCAGGAUCUGUAGUGUAUCCAUUUUGUUUGUAAAUAACGACGUGAGUGCAUAUUGUUACCUGGGACCCGUGAAGAAGACUUGUCUACAUCUGCAUAUUGAUCUGAUUGUUUGGGGCCUUUGGUUGUUCACAGGUAAUACACUAUUCCUUACAAAUCUGGUUAAAUAUUAUUUGGAUAUUCAAAGAGUCAGCCGGGUCAUAUGGGCUGGCAUACUAUAAAUACUAUUUUUACUUUGAUUAAAAAUGGAGAUAAUAUUGAAUGGUAUUUUUGUCGUUGGUUUUUUUUUUACAUUUUAGAAUUGAUCUGUGUUGUUAAAAAUGUUGAGGAAUUUUGGCAUAUAAACAGAAAAUAGGACGGUGAUAAAAUGGUUAAAGUGGUUGAUUCGGUUUUGUGCA
Molecule: messenger RNA, 2539 nt
Organism: Helianthus annuus (common sunflower)
Lineage: Eukaryota; Viridiplantae; Streptophyta; Magnoliopsida; Asterales; Asteraceae
Product: serine hydroxymethyltransferase 7
Exons: 4
Coding region: 361-2157 (598 amino acids)
Biological process (GO): L-serine catabolic process; tetrahydrofolate interconversion; folic acid metabolic process
Cellular component (GO): cytoplasm
Molecular function (GO): pyridoxal phosphate binding; glycine hydroxymethyltransferase activity; zinc ion binding
Source: RefSeq, a predicted model, not a curated record